This is a messenger RNA of Blastocystis hominis, 555 nucleotides long. RefSeq lists its product as hypothetical. Gene Ontology annotation, biological process: triglyceride biosynthetic process. The coding region runs from base 1 to 555 and encodes 184 amino acids. The transcript has 4 exons. Gene Ontology annotation, molecular function: diacylglycerol O-acyltransferase activity. Gene Ontology annotation, cellular component: endoplasmic reticulum membrane. The record is from RefSeq and is a predicted model, not a curated record. NCBI's taxonomy places the organism in Eukaryota, Bigyra, Opalinata, Blastocystidae.
AUGUAUGUGUUCGCUGUGGAGAUUGUUUCCCUUUUAUCUGCUAUCAUUCUGCUUUGUCAGGGUGCUCUUUACAAGCGUAAUAUUCAAGAUCACCGUAAUUUGAUUAUGUACAAGCUGCUGAAACUCUCAAUUUUCGUGUUUUUCUUCUUCCCAAUUGCCCAUGCCUUCCACUUUCUAAUUCCCUUCAUCUUGUUGUAUUUUAUAUCAUUUAUGAAGGAUCCUGAACUUCAUACCGGAAGACCUUCCAGAUGGUUUUACAACCUUCCUAUUUGGAAGAAAAUAGCUGCUGCCAAGAAUUCAUCGAUUGUACGCACAACAAUAUUACCUCCAGGAUCCUAUAUCUUUGCAGCCCAUCCUCAUGGAGUAUUACCUUUUGGAAUCUGCUUGAACAUCGGAACGAAUGCAUCCGAUAUCCAUAUCUUAUUUCCUCGCAUAUUAUUUCGAGGUGUAGCUCUCUUGGCGGAACGGAUUGCCGCGCCUCCACGAUCCAUAGUCUUCUCCAAAAUGGCUGCUCAGCGGUCGUAUUACCAGGAGGUGCAGAUGAAUCAUUACUAA